UCCUUCCAUCAGGUAUUCCGGAAGUCGGAUGUCCUAAGAGGAAAUGUUUUCAUUCUAUGAUCUUUAGCUCAGCUUGUACGCUGACCGGUUUACUGAAGUUCUGACGGUAUAAUAAUAAGUAUUACUGGGAUGGUAACAUGGAAAGAGACUAUCCACAAAAAGAAGGUGCGGAAGAACUGAAUAUAUGUGAUCAACCAACCGAGGGUCCUGGCGCAUAUGCUGAUACAUUGGCAACGUCUCUCUCGCUGUUGGGCAGUCACAUGUUUCCAUAUCACGGUGAGGUUGUGGACAGAGAUGUUAAAACCAGUGUAAGCACAGAGGACCCCGUAGAGACACUGCUGCCAGACCCUACAGCAGUCGAGCGGACGUCGACCUUAGAGGCCGAACUGAGCCAGAAGGCUGACACAGAAAGCCAGGAGUCUGAAGACAUCGGCCUAUCUGCUCAGUCAGAUGAAGUCGUUCUGGCGGAGGCUUCGGUUAAUAAUGGUAAAGACAGUUCUGGGGAGUUUGUAGUUGCAUUGCUGGCAGGAAGUAAGCUAGAGGAACACUGUGUUGGCACAGAGGGCACGUCAUCCGUGUUGUCUGAGAGCAUCGCUGAAGAGGCUCCCCCUCUAUCCCACCGUGACGAGGACGUGACAGCCGAGAGCUGGAGGCAGCACCGCAAGCAUGUCUUUGUCCUCAGUGAAGCAGGCAAGCCUAUAUACUCCCGCUAUGGCAGUGAAGAGGCCCUUUCAUCCACCAUGGGAGUGAUGAUGGCCCUUGUGUCUUUCGUCCAGAGUGGAGACAACAUGAUCCGAUCCGUCUAUUCAGAGGAGCGCACAGUCGUGUUCGUGCAGAAGGGUCCCCUGGUUCUGGUGUGUGUGGCCAACAGCCGGCAGUCCGAGCAGCAGCUCCGCGACGAGCUUCUCUACGUGUACUACCAGAUCAUCAGCAUGCUCACCCAGGCCAGCAUCACCCGCAUCUUCGAGCACAAGAAGAACUACGACCUGCGCCGCCUGCUAGCCGGGUCGGAGAAGAUCCUGGACGGCCUGCUAGACCUGGUCGACUGGGACCCCAGCUUUCUGCUGGCAGCCGUGCACUGCCUGCCCCUGCCCUCCUCUCUCAGGGACUCGCUGAGCCAGAUCCUGCAGAAGGCCAUCACCCCUAACCUAGUGUUCUCCAUUCUCAUCGCAAAGAAGCAGCUGGUCACCAUCGUCCAGGAGAAGACGGUGAUCGAGGAUGCCAGGCUGGAGCCCGCCGACGUCCACCUGCUGCUCAACCUGAUUGGCGCCUCGUCGGCCUUCCAGGCCGGGGAGAUCUGGACUCCCAUCUGCCUGCCUCUCUUUAACCCCGACUGUUACUUUUACGCUUACAUAUCCUACCUGGACCCUCCGGAAUGCACUGUUUGCCUCCUGCUUCUCUCCACCGAUAAGGAGGCUUUCUACGCCGUGGCCGAGUGCAAGAGAAGGAUAGAGGAGGCCAUGGUGGCCCAGAACUCUUUAAGCCUCAUAGAGAAAGCCCAGUCGUACAGCGUGAGCCAGGUGGGCGUCUCGGACCUCAGGCACUUCAUGUACAAGCCCUUCGACGUGCCCGAUAACCACCGUCAGCUCACCCAGUUCACCAGCCCAGAGAUGGAAGCUCCAUACAGCAGCGCUGAGGAGAAGAUGAGACUGCUGGACCUGUACCGUUACAUGCACAGCCGCAUCCACAGCUCAUCCCGGCCCCUCAAACUCAUCUACCAUGUAGCCGAGCGGGAGACCCUGCUGGCCUGGGUCACAAGUAAAUUUGAGCUGUACACGUGCUUCAGUCCCCUGGUGACGAAGGCCUGCGCCAUCACAGCGAUCACCAAGCUCCUGCGGUGGCUCAAGAAGGAGGAGGACCGUCUCUUCAUACGGUACCCACCCAAGUACUCCACCACCCCGAACCCCAGCAAGAGCUCCCGCAAGUCUGAGCAGCAGGACUCCACAGAUAAUGGUUUCAUGUCUCUGCUAUAGGGGAGGUCUCUGUGUCAACCCACUGCUGUUCUGUUCUUGCCGUCACUGGUUUGCACACCGGCCACUGACACUGAGAACUCUUUGGACUUUGGUCUUCAACACUACGUCUUACACUAUUUAAUUUAAUGGACACUGGCAUUCCUCCCCACCCUGAUCAGAAAGCAGAGUCUGGGAAAGACAGUAAGACAGGAAAUGUAUAGCGUCAUGCGGUAUAAUCAAAAUGAAGUAUUGUAAAGCUAUUAUGUUUUUAUAUUUUAUUGCGACAACAAUGAGGGGAUUUCCUCACAAUGAUGGGAAAUGUAACAGAGCAAAGGUUGAAGGACAUGAUAUUGGAUUCGGUUCGGCCCACCUAGUUGCAACCGUCUCUUUAUGCGGUAAUUAAUUGGGUCAUAAAGUAAUAUCUAUGUUGCGCACACAAAUUAUUUGGUCUAAAUAACCACUAGAACAUUAUGAGCCUGGCUAAAUUGUAUUAGUGUAUUAGCAGGUCUAACUUUAUCCAGGUUACCUUUUGUGAAUAAAACCAAGUGUGAUCCUCAAUCUGCUAAAAAUC
This is a messenger RNA of Gadus morhua (Atlantic cod), 2523 nucleotides long. It is a transcript of the gene mon1bb, whose product is annotated as MON1 secretory trafficking family member Bb. Gene Ontology annotation, cellular component: Mon1-Ccz1 complex. The coding region runs from base 138 to 1973 and encodes 611 amino acids. The transcript is spliced from 6 exons. Gene Ontology annotation, biological process: protein targeting to vacuole; vesicle-mediated transport. Lineage: Eukaryota; Metazoa; Chordata; Actinopteri; Gadiformes; Gadidae. The record is from RefSeq and is a predicted model, not a curated record.